This is a messenger RNA of Spinacia oleracea (spinach), 1774 nucleotides long. Its product is annotated as protein IQ-DOMAIN 9. Bases 542 to 1444 code for a protein of 300 amino acids. The transcript has 6 exons. Lineage: Eukaryota; Viridiplantae; Streptophyta; Magnoliopsida; Caryophyllales; Amaranthaceae. The record is from RefSeq and is a predicted model, not a curated record.
AAAAUAAGUAAAAGAAAAAAGAAAAACAGCAAACUUCACCAGUAGUCUUUUCAUCUUCUUUGACAGUGGUAUAAUAAGGUUGAGAGUAUGGUUUGCUUCUAAAUUACUUAAACCCAGACAACCACCUGAAGAAGAACAACAACAACAUCAUCAAUUAGUCAUCACCCAUUUCUUUCAAUCUCCCACCAAAUUCGGGACAUACCCUUUUCUUCAAAGGUUUGGUCCAACUGUUCAUUAGAUCUUCUUUUCUCCCUUUCUCCAUUUUUAUUUUUGUUUUAUCUGUUCUUCAUUUUCAUUUUCAUUUUAAUUUUUAUUUUUUUGGGUAAAACUGCACCUUUUGGGUGCCCAAUUGUAUUUUACAUUGAGGAGUGAAAUAUCUUAGCUUUGUAAUUGAGUGAAGGGUUAUUUUUAAUUUUUUUGACUCAAAGCUGUUUAUAGUUCUGGGAAAUUUUGCCUUUUUGGGUUCAUUUAGCAAGUAUAUAUUGAUGUUUGGGUGAAAUUUGGCUUGAAGAUAGAUUGAAGUAGGUUUGUUGAUCUCAUAAUGGGUUCUGGAGAUUGGUUCAAGACAAAGAUCUUUAGGAAAAAAGCGAAGCUUGACAAAUCAAAAAAGUCGAAGGGAUCUUCAGCUUCCGACAACCAAGGCGAGAAAAACAAUGCUAAUGGUGGUCGGGUUAACCGUAAAACUAAUGGUGCUCUUGUGAAACUCAGUGAAGAUGUUGCAGCAACGAAGAUACAGACUGCUUUCAGAGCCUAUGCGGCAAGGAAAGCUUUACGGCGUAUGAAAGGGAUAAUAAGAUUCCAGAAACUAACACAGUUCCAGUCUGUUAAGAAGCAGUCAACAAAUACGUUGAAUAGUCUGCAUUUGUGGAGUACGAUACAAACUCAAAUUAGAGAUCGGCGGCAGUGUAUGGUAAUUGAAGGCCGUCUUAAACAAAAACGGCUAGAGAACCAAAUAAAACUUGAGGCCAAACUACAUGAUUUGGAGGUGGAAUGGAAUGGUGGUGCUGAUACAAUGGAGGAUAUUCUGUCAAGGAUACAUCAAAGAGAAGAAGCAGCAGUGAAGCGGGAGCGAACCUUGGCUUAUGCAUUCUCUCAUCAAUGGAGGGCAAACUCUAGUCAAAAUCAAGGCUCCGAUGCUUCUGAACUAGGGAAAGCUGAUUGGGGUUGGAGCUGGAAAGAACGAUGGAUUGCAGCUCGUCCAUGGGAAAGCAGAUUGUCUUCUGAGUCAACCGGCCCUAAGAAGGGGCAAAAUAAGCUUACAAGCAAGGCACGGAAAAGUAGUAACUCUACAAGUACAAAAAAGUCAUUUCCUUCUAAAACAGCAGUACUAAAUGGAAAGGCACCUGGAAAACCCCGAAGAGUGUCCUUCCCUGGAGCUGAAAAAGCAACCAAACAAGAAGCAAUCACCAAAGUGCAAGAAAACAAGCGUGAGUCAUUGUCUUAGACGUAAAAAAUCACAUUGUCAAGCAUUCGUGUAAAAUAAUCACUGGUUUUCAUGCGAAGAAUGACUAUUUUUUUUACUCUUGCAGAUUUAUUCUUAAUGUUAUAUAUACUGGGGGGUGGUGUGAAAAAUAUGUUUUGCCAAGUGAUGGCGAGUACAUGUGUUUAUUUUUUUUCCCCUUUUGCCUAUAGCAUCCAUUCUGUUUGUAAAUGUUGAAGAGAGAUAUACUAUUUAUGGUGUAAAUACAAGAUAAUUUUUUGAGGGGUUUUGUCGGAACUAGUGAAAGGACAUGUCUGUGUUGAUUCAGUCUAUAAGACUCAAGGAAAACCAGUA